AUGCACAAGUGUGUGUAUUUGCCAUCAGCAAAUCACACAGAUUGUGUGAGUUUGCUUAGCUGUAUUUUGCUUAGCUGUAGCUUAACUGUAUUUUGCUUAACUGUAAAUGUAGAGUUAGUUGAGAAAAGCAGUUACUUGAUUGUUCUUAGUAUAAAAGGACAUCAUAUGGCUGAUACAAUUGAAGUGAACUGUCAUUUUGGAGGACAAUGGUCGUUUAACCCACACUUAGAAUAUCUGAAUGGUGAUGUAGAAACAGUUGUUGGAAUUGAUCCUGACUUAUUGUGUUACCGUCACAUACGUGAAAGGCAAAUGUUGGAUUAUAUUAGGAACUUUUCUUGGGUUUCAGAAAUAGAUAUAUAUGCUGAUCAUGAUGUGGAUAUGCCAAUUUACCAGAAUAGACUCUUAAGCUUAGAUGGUGCCCCUGUACAACCACAAGGACUUGAUGACUUUAUUGAAAAUGAGGAGUUUGUUGAUCUUGUCAAUGAGGACAUUGAUGGUGAAAAUGCAAGAGUGACUGAUGAUAACAAUGAGGGUAUAGACUCUGAACAUCAUGUAGGAGUGACUGAUAGGGGAAAUGAGGACACUGUAGGGGAAAAUGAAAGGGUGGUUGGUUGUGAAGAUGAGAACAUUGGUGGUGGAAAUGAAAGGGUGAUAGAUGAUCAAAAUACAAGGGUGGAAGCUGGUGUAAAUGAUGAUACUGAUGGAAGUUCAGAAGAGGAGGAUACUGAUUCUAGCAGCAGUGAGGGUGAGGGUAGAGAAAAAGUUCAGUUUAAACAUAGAGAAGGAGUCCCUCAGUUCAUGCUUUCUAUGACAUUUGCUGAUGCCAAAGAAGUUAGGGUAGCAUUAGCAAAGUAUGCUGUCAGUAAGGGUGUUAAGCUAAAGAUCAAACCUAAUGAGACCACAAGGAUUAGAGCAAGGUGUGUGUCCAAUCCUGGUUGUCCAUUUGUGAUUCUCAUUUCAAAGGAAGGAAAAAAUCCUGGUCUCAAAGUCAAGACACUGAACUUGGAACAUGACUGUUACAGAGUCUUUGAAAAUCCAGCAUGUGGUGCUAAAUUUAUUACAAUGGAGAUGAAAAGAAAAUUAUAUAGGAAACCUGACAUGCCAGCUAAGGAUCUAAAAUAUGCAUUGGUCAUGCAAGAAUUGAAUGGAAGUUAUAAGGUAGAAUAUGGUUAUUUGGAGGCAUAUGAUGAUGUAUUGAGAAGAACUAAUCCGGGCACAACAGCUCAUAUUGAGUUAUGUGGUAACAACUUGAGAGAGGGGAAAAGGGUUUUUAAUAGGAUGUUCAUAUGUUUUGAUGCAUGUAAGAAAUGUUGGUUAUCUGGUUGUAGAACCAUCAUAGGCCUUGAUGGGUGCUUUUUAAAAGGUAUAUGCAAGGGCCAGCUUCUUUCAGCAGUAGGAAAAGAUGGCAAUAACCAGAUGUACCCUAUAGCUUGGGCAAUUAUUGACAAAGAUAACACAAGGAAUUGGAGGUGGUUUAUUAAGUUGCUGGCUACAGAUCUUCAGCUUGGAGAAGGCAGUUAA
Molecule: messenger RNA, 1521 nt
Organism: Mercurialis annua (annual mercury)
Lineage: Eukaryota; Viridiplantae; Streptophyta; Magnoliopsida; Malpighiales; Euphorbiaceae
Exons: 4
Coding region: 1-1521 (506 amino acids)
Source: RefSeq, a predicted model, not a curated record